Messenger RNA from Rhincodon typus (whale shark), 942 nucleotides. Its product is annotated as MAPK activated protein kinase 5. Gene Ontology annotation, biological process: peptidyl-serine phosphorylation; protein autophosphorylation; Ras protein signal transduction. Gene Ontology annotation, molecular function: calcium/calmodulin-dependent protein kinase activity; calmodulin binding; mitogen-activated protein kinase binding. Bases 41 to 574 code for a protein of 177 amino acids. Gene Ontology annotation, cellular component: nucleus; cytoplasm. Lineage: Eukaryota; Metazoa; Chordata; Chondrichthyes; Orectolobiformes; Rhincodontidae. The transcript has 4 exons. The record is from RefSeq and is a predicted model, not a curated record.
GAGCUGUGACCUGUGGUCGCUGGGUGUAAUAAUUUACGUGAUGCUAUGUGGAUAUCCACCGUUUUAUUCCAAACACCACAGCCGGACUAUCCCGAAGGACAUGCGGAAAAAGAUCAUGACAGGAAGUUUUGAAUUCCCAGAAGAAGAGUGGAGUCAGAUUUCUGAAAUGGCAAAGGACAUUGUGAGAAAAUUGUUGAAGGUAAAGCCGGAAGAACGACUAAAUAUUGAAGGGGUGCUGGAUCAUCCCUGGCUGAACUCCACAGAAGCUUUAGAUAACAUUCUUCCAUCCUCCCAAAUGAUGAUGGACAAGGCAAUGGUUGCUGGGAUCCAGCAGGCCCAUGCAGAGCAGCUGGCCAGUAUGAGAAUUCAGGAUCUGAAAGUGAGCCUUAAACCUCUAAACUCUGUAAAUAACCCAAUUCUUCGCAAGAGGAAGCUAUUUGGCACGAGGCCCAAGGAUGAUGUCUAUAUUCACGAUCCGGAGAAUGAGGCAGAGGAUGCCAAUGUCGCUCUAGAGAAACUGCGGGAUGUCAUUGCACAGUGUAUUCUGCCCCAAGCUGGUAAGGCAGUCAUAUGAACUUCAAGGCGAUUGGGAGAAAUUGGAAUCCUUUAUCCCAACAUAAGGAAUUAAAAAUAACAAGCCAUGGUAAAAUGAACUUGUGUCAUAAUAUGUACCUGAGUUCUGACAAGUUCUUCUGCUUAUCUGUAAGUGGCAUGAUAGCUGGGUGCUUUGUAGAACCACUAUAUCAUUAUUCUAUAAUGUAAUGGAAUAUGUGAUGCAACACUUUUCCUCCAAAUGCUAAGCUCCUAAUUGCAGCUACGUUGAGUGGAGGCAAAGCCUUUUUUUUUCCUUCCUGAUUCCAAACUUCCACCCCAUCAGUGCACAGUGCAUUUUGACUAGCACUAAUCCUUCCAGCAUCUAAAUAAGCAGCAAUGGGCAAGCCU